This is a messenger RNA of Periconia digitata, 1190 nucleotides long. The record is from the annotation of a GenBank genome assembly. NCBI's taxonomy places the organism in Eukaryota, Fungi, Ascomycota, Dothideomycetes, Pleosporales, Periconiaceae.
CCAUUCUUAAAAAUGCUUCAUCUUCCAGCUUCCAAAAAUCCCUCACAACGAUAUCACAAGUCAACCAGGAUAUGUUCAAGGAACAGAAAUCGGUUGGGUGUCGCCCUUUACCUACUAUUUUUCACCAAACCCACAGUCUCCCAAGUAACUGAAGCAUUCACUGAUCCCGUCACUGGAAUCAACUUUCAACGGUUUUUUGGGGCGAGAACUGGAUUCUCCUUUGGUAUUGCACUUCCAGAAAACCCCAGUACAGACUUCAUAGGACAGAUCAGUUGCCCUAUCCCCUCUGGCUCAGGAUGGGCAGGAAUCGCUCUUCAAGAUGACAUGGAAGGCCCCCUUCUCCUUGCAGCAUGGCCCAAUGGUGACACAGUGGUCUCAACCUUCCGUGUUGCCGAGGAUGAGGACGAAAACCCGCCUGUAGUUCAAGGGGAAUUCAGAGCCAUCGAUAUUCCCUCGGGAACUUCAGUAAACGAUACACACAUGACAUGGACGUUUCUAUGUCAAAACUGUGUUGGGAACGGUGAAACUGGAUUCACAGCUCAGGAUACUGCAGGGACUGUGGAGAUGGGAUGGGGACUUGCGGAUAGGGCGGUCAGUAACGCCGGCGAUCCCGCGGCUGAGCUUUCCUUUCACAAUGUAGGAUUUGGUGGUUUUGAUGCUGUGUUGAGUUUGGCGAGGAGUCCGCUUUUUGGGGAAUGGGCUUUGUUGGCUGGAGUGGAAAGUAAUGGGUCUACUACACCUAUUUCUGUACUUCCACCGGGAACUUUUGUCGGAGGGGAUGGCGGUGAUGACGACGAUAGUGGUGAUGAGAGUGAUGAUGACGAUUAGGUGUUUCUGGUUCUUAAAUCUGUUUGGAUAACACCAAAUUGGCGUUUUCGAGUACGGAAAAGGAUGCUUUUGUUGAUUUGCUUCAUGGGGAUCACGUUAUUCACUCUUUGGUAAAAUUAUGCAAACUGUUUCACUGAACAAUGUAUACGGGCGUUAUUGAAAAGUUGUCUGCUCGUUGCUCAUUGAAUAAUUGAAUGGUUCGACGGUGACGCUAGCCUAGAAGUAGUGCCGUUCAUUAAUUCUACAAAAACACCCGCAAUUUGUUUAUUAGGCAUUAUUUUAGAGUUGUGGUAUCUUUCUUCUGUUGUUUCCAUAAAACAGCGUAGAUCAGCCUGAAUGCGCCCAUGCAAAUCCCUACUCCU